This is a messenger RNA of Mercenaria mercenaria, 3070 nucleotides long. Its product is annotated as guanylate-binding protein 5-like. The transcript has 18 exons. NCBI's taxonomy places the organism in Eukaryota, Metazoa, Mollusca, Bivalvia, Venerida, Veneridae. Gene Ontology annotation, molecular function: GTPase activity; GTP binding. The record is from RefSeq and is a predicted model, not a curated record. The coding region runs from base 1 to 2727 and encodes 908 amino acids.
AUGGAAGAUAUACAACGCCUGAUGCUACUGUAUGUGGUUGCUAUGGCCCACCAAGAAGUCUUCCAGCAACAAUUUAACAUUCACCAGUUUAUCAGAGAUUUAGGUGGAGAAGAGGAGCCAGAGCACGUCGCAUCUGAUCUGAUCAGCUCAUGGAUGAGCUUAGAAGAGAAGAUCCUAGAACCUUCAAGAAAUUCCUCUGCAUGCCAACUGAACUGUAUGGUGGAAUAUUCGAGAAGGUCCGUCAUCGCCUCUGGAAACAGCACACCUGGUACACGAAACCCUUGUAUCCAGGCCUCAAUUUCGGUCGAAAUUCGUCAGAAUUUGAAAUUCGUCAGAAUUUACAAAUUUACCCAAUUCGCCAGACUGCGUUUUAUGGAUUCGCCUAUGUGUGAGGAGGCUUUAAAGAGUGAUACACCAUUUACAAGCUCUUUAGAGCACUGGAGAGCGGCUUUGUAUACACGUAGGGAAUUUAGAGUUGAAGAAAUACCAACAGCAAGAAAGAAUGUGUUCCGAGGCUCUGAUUUUCUAGAAAGUGAUGUUGGUAAAUACAAAUCAGAAAGUGACAAAGCAAAGAGAAAAGAAACGCCCGAAAGCAUUAUGAGUACUCAACGCAUGUUAGGAACUCCAAGGUAUUCUGACGUUGACACAUUUCCGCCAUCCACCGAAAUGAACGAAUUCCUACGCUAUCAAUUUCCAGAAGGUGUUGUUGGUAAAUACAAGUCAGAAAGUAAAACAGCAUACGGCAAAGAAAAGUCCGAAAGCUUUAUGAGUACUCGACACAUGUUAGGAACUUCAAGGUAUUCUGACGUUGACAGAUUUCGGCCAUCCACCGAAUUCACAAGAACAUCGUUUUUAAGCAGUACGAAAGACACUCAGGAUACCGCUAGCAGUGAAUGGGACGAAACCCAUUGUGACUGGUCUACGUCCAUAUUUGAGGAGCCGAAAUGCUUAAUUGCUAUAGAUACCGAAGGAAAGCUCACAAUUAAGGAGGAUGUUCUGACACAGAUUGAAGCAAUAAAAGAAGCAUUAAAUAUAGUUGCAAUAGCUGGUGUCUGCAGAACAGGAAAAUCUUAUCUAAUGAAUAGAAUAGCCGGAAGGAAAAAAGGCUUUUCUGUGGGUAACACUGUCAAAUCUCAUACCAAAGGCAUAUGGGUUUUGUGUAUGAAACAUCCAACGCAAACUGGCCAAGUGCUUGCACUUCUCGAUACAGCUGGUCUCUCUGAUGCUGAAAGUACGAGAAGUGGCAAUGAUAUCCAGAUAUUUUGCCUGACCGUUUUGCUGUGCAGUACAUUAAUCUACAACAUGGUUGGAGUUUUGAACAAAGAUACUUUAGAGAAGAUAACUUUUAUAUCAGCACUGGCAGACAAUAUAGAAACAUUUAAUGACAUCGGCAUAGGCAGUGGUAAGAAGAUCGAUACGGUGCGACUUGUUACACCAAAAUUAAUUUUGUGCGUAAGAGACUUCUUUCUUCCAUUUGAUAACAAUGACACACCUGAUGAGUACUUCGAAAAGUGCCUGUCAAGUACUGGUGAGAGCAAUAAAAGCACCAUGUGCAUCAACAAGUUCUUCUCCAAUCGAAAAUGUUUUACUAUUUGUCAACCGGCUAUGGGAGAACAACUUGUACAACUAGAACAUUUCAAAGACCACAAACUUCCUGAAAAUUUCUUGCAGGAUGUUGAAAAGCUGAAGAAAUGUGUAUAUUCAAGUGCUCCCAAGCGUCUUCUAAUGAAUAGGACAGUAGACGGUUCAAUGUUUGCAGCGAUUUUGCGAUCGUACGUGCAGGCGUUGAGAAAAGGACAUGUAUUAAAUGUCGAAGAUGCCUACACACAAGCGGCAUCACAACACAACCAAAUGGUACUGAAUAAAGUGAAAGAAAGCAUUCAGUCUGAUAUUAUUGAUAUACAUUUGCCUGUACCAAAGAAAGAAGAUCUUCAGCGCAUGCUAUUCAAAGUGCAGAAGAAAGCAUUACGAAUGUUUCGAAAUGGGGCUUUUCCUUAUGAAGCAAGCAUAGGCGAGGAAAACAUCGAGGAGGAGGUCCUAGCUAUAUGGACUGAAGUCAGGUCAGAUAAUAAAAGAUGUAUACAGGACAUAUGUUUUGACAAACUGUCCUCCCUGUACAGCAUAUAUAUGGACAGUGAAAACAUGUACAAAACAGAAGGCGGAUACAAGAAUUUCAAGUCGGGCCUUCAUGUAAUAGAAGAUGUUUUCUUUCGCAUAAUGAAAGAAUAUGAUUAUGACGAGCUGAUGGAAGCAGUUAAACGCUUCAAAGAGAAGAAAAAACACGUCAUGAUGGAAAUUUAUCAGACUGACACGGAAUUGACACAGAGAAGAAAAAUAGAUCAAAUGCGCAAGGAAAUGGAUAAAAAGCUUACAAUUCAACUCGAUCAACUGCGUGUGGAGAAAGAGAAUCACAGAUACUUGAUCGAAGAAGAAAGUAGACGUAGAGCCGAAAUGGAACGAACAUUACGACAGAAAUACUUGGAAUUUGAGAAAGAAAAGAAAAACUUCAUGCAGACAUUUGAAUACAAUCAAUACCAAGACUUGCAUGCUAUUGAACAAGAUAUAGAAGAUCGACUCCAAAAAAGAUAUGAGAAAGAGCAUCGAAGGCAUAAACAGGAACAGGAAAAACGUUUGAAAGAAGAACGAGACAAAAUGGAGAAGUUCUAUGCUGAUCAAACAGAAACGAUGAGAAAAGCCAUGAAAAGGAACAGAUGCAGCAUAUCCUAAACUCACUGUAAAAUACAUGAUUAUUUAAUUUAAGAAUUAUUAUACAUGCACAAAAUGUAAGAUGCUAACAACUGUCAAUUUUGAAAAACCGUUCGAGUACCCAUUUCGUCAAUGUGUAUCACCAAUUUUUAUGCUCCCAGAAGUGGGGGUGGGGGGAGCAUAUAGUCGCCAUCUUGUCCGUCUGUCCGCCCGUCACACUUCUUGUCCGUAAUAUUAAAGUAUUAAAUUCAAAUUGCAUCUGAUAUUCCUUUCUGUUGAAAACUUUAUACCGGAGUACCUCAAUUUUAUAAUGGUUUAACUUUCAGCAGGAAAAAUGAAGUAUGAAAGUUAAUUUAUUUAUUUA